This is a messenger RNA of Cydia amplana, 1398 nucleotides long. RefSeq lists its product as uncharacterized. Lineage: Eukaryota; Metazoa; Arthropoda; Insecta; Lepidoptera; Tortricidae. The coding region runs from base 352 to 1239 and encodes 295 amino acids. The transcript has 7 exons. The record is from RefSeq and is a predicted model, not a curated record.
UUACAACCAAUUGUAACCGAAAAACGCAAAACAGGAACUAUUCAAUUAUAUUAACAGUGGCAAGCAACAAUAAACUCCGAUCGUUCCUAAUGAUGUUUCGUUUAACGGCCACAAUAAAAAUACAAAGUAGCCGGCAAUUCAAACGAAAAUUGACUAACGCGGCACGUGGUUUAGAGGGAAGUGUGGAUGCAGAGUUGAUACACCCCCCGCCGACAGGCAAGCAGUCCCAUCGCGCCUCAGUCUGUUGCCUCUCGUCGUGGUGAGCGCUCGUCUGUGCUUCACAAUCAACUUCGGUUGCGUCACUCGUGAAUAACAAGUGCAACCGUACUGGAUAAGUGGUAUGGUGGUUCGAUGGUGUUGUUGAAAAUGGUGCGACGGCGGGAUUACAGGCGCUCCGCGUUCACCAGAUUUUGCACCACACUUUUGUGGUUCCUUACCUGUUUUAAUGAUUUACACGCAAUAAAAAUAGUGAAAGUGGUGGUGCCAGAAAUAAUCCAAUAUGGCGUUCAGGACGCAGUUAUACUAGAUUGUGAUUACACAUAUGGGAAUGAUACUUCGGGACUAGUGGUGAAGUGGUUCUUUAGGAAUAAAACGCGACCAGUGUACCAGUGGAUACCGUCACAGAAACCCCAGGACUUGGGUAUUUUAAGGAGUAGAGUAGACUUGACUUAUAAGGCCUCGAAUGAUCCGCUGAAGAUGCACCGGGCACUAAGGAUAGUGAAACCAAAUACGGACAUUUCUGGAGACUACACGUGUGUGGUGUCCACCUUUAUGGCGGAAGAUCAGAGAACAAAGCAGAUGAUUGUUUUCGUUCCCGAGACAAAUUUCCGCCUAAUCCAGAACAAGACUGAUGACGAUACAGUGAACGUCAUUUGCGCUGCAGAGGGAGCGUACCCAGCACCCAAUCUAACGCUAGCAACGCCUGAGAGGUUACUAGAUGGCGUAACUAGAAACCUUAAACUUGUGAACGGGAGGUAUUCGGCCGUGGCAUCAGUGACGCUACGCGAUGAGGAUCUGCCAUCGCCCGCUGAGUUCAUCUGUACCCUGAGGAUACCGCAAGCAAAAUACGCGGUACGGAAGGAAGCCAUUUAUUACCCAGGACCUAUAAGCACAACUCCUGAGAUGCCUACGGCAGCGGAUAUGCAAUUGGCUGCAGCGGUUGGUUCAAAAGGGGCAAAUUUGUACACCGCGAUCACCAUGGUGGCGCUGCCAGUUCUAGCUCAAAUGUUAGUAUUAUAAGUCAACUGAGAGAAUACAAAAGGUUAGGUCCAGUAAAUAAAAUGGUUCAUAUUUUGUACUGAAGGCAUUCUAAGAUAAACAUAUUAUGAUCUCUAGUCAUAAUCCAAAGUGUCACUAACUACCAAAAUUUAUAAAAAUAGUUCACAGCUCUCUUUGUUG